CUCUGACCCUGCUGUGGGGCCGCCUCAGUGCUGUGACAUCACAAUGUUAGCUGUGCAGGCCUUGGAGCGCAGGACAUUUGCUGACCUUCCCAAGGCUGCCCCCGGGUUCUCAGUCGCCCAGGUGAGCUGCCUGCUGCUGUUGCCUUAUCGGAUGCACCUGGACAUGGAGCCUGUGUCUCCCCGGCUGAGAGCCUUUCUUUCGGAGCCCAUGGGAGAAAAGGAUGUCUGCUGGGUGGAUGGCAUCAGCCGGGAGCUGGCCGUCAAUUUGGUCACCAAAGGCUUCAGCAAGGCCUACGUCCUGUUGGGACAGUUCCUGCUGAUGCACAAGGACGAGGAGGAGUUCCAGAAGUGGCUCAUCUGCUGCUUUGGGGCCUCUGAAUGCGAGGCACGGCGGAGCGCUACCUGCCUGAAGGAGUGGUGCACCUGCUUCCUGUAGACACGGCCACCUGGCCCGGAUGAAUGACGCCUUCUCCACCUGCA
Molecule: messenger RNA, 480 nt
Organism: Chinchilla lanigera (long-tailed chinchilla)
Lineage: Eukaryota; Metazoa; Chordata; Mammalia; Rodentia; Chinchillidae
Gene: Banf2
Product: barrier to autointegration factor 2
Exons: 3
Coding region: 44-436 (130 amino acids)
Molecular function (GO): DNA binding
Source: RefSeq, a predicted model, not a curated record